Messenger RNA from Seminavis robusta, 687 nucleotides. The record is from the annotation of a GenBank genome assembly. NCBI's taxonomy places the organism in Eukaryota, Bacillariophyta, Bacillariophyceae, Naviculales, Naviculaceae.
AUGCUUCAAGCCACAGAAAUGACACACAAAAGCUGCUUCCUCACUUUUGCCUAUCUAACCCCAAGCCACAAUGUACUGGUUCCUUUAGCUCCACCAGCAUAUGCACCCAAAGACUAUUUGAUGAUUGUGGAUAUUCGCACCAUGGACGACCAAAUCCUCUUUUCCAAGGCUAUCCCAGGCAACGACAUUCCUGAAUUCUUUUCUGAGGGAGAGAUUGAAUCAAUCCACCUGCAAGAAACUAUUUUGGGUUUUCACAAUUUUAAAGGCUCAUUUUCAAGCUACCAACAAUUCUAUGACGUCCAGUUUCCACCUCACCGGUGCCUCAAUCCUCGCCUUAUCGGUGCCCAAUGGAAGGGAACAGUGCACCUAAUGAGGUUGCCGGACAGGAAGGUCAUCCAGUUUGUAGAUGUUUCUGAAUCGGAUGACCAGAUAGGUCCACCAGAUUCAGAUGAAGAUAAAAGCCAACACAUCUUGGUGACUUCCCUCAUUUCGAGUGGUUGUAAGUCAGAAUUGGCCACGGGCCGAUCGGACCAGACAUUGUUUCCACAUAUCCGCAUACACGAUUCUUCAUCUUUAUAUGAAGAUGGGGGCAUGAAGACGUGCCGCAGCAGAAGCCCUGGGCAAAAGGGAGCUUGGUUGGGUGUGGCUUUUCUUGGAAGAAACUUCAUGCUCAGUUGUUGUUUAUGA